CCCCCUCCAGUGGGCCGCAUUUUCUCGCGCAUGCGCGGCAAACCAGUCGUGUCUAGCCAUCUGUGAUGAUGGGUUCUUUUGGUGCCCGGCUCCGUCGAUGGCUACGUUUAGAAAUUCACUAUCAGUACUAAAAAUAUCUAGUUUACAUUACGUAAAUUAUAGAUUUGCAGUACUGACAGUGAAUUUCAGAACGCAGCCGAUGAAGGAUAUAGGCAGUAGGAGUAGGUUAGAUUAGGUAAGUAUGUUAUUUUAUUAUUAAUACCUAUUAAUUUAUUUAUAUUUUUUUAAUAUAAUUAAAAAUGAAUUCCGAAAUUGGUAAAGGAGCCAUUAAAAAAGAAAGAAUUUUAUCACAUCUGUUUGUGACGGGGUCUAAGUGUACCUUUAUUCCUCUGAAUUUGAUACUUCACUGAAGUCACUUGCACAGCCAAGUGCGAGAAAACGCGUCCCGAACGGUAACGCUGCCCUCCACUUGACUACCGUCUCAGACUUGAAUUGGAAGCCGGACCGUUCGAUCGGAUUCUUCGUUCGCAUAGAGACACGAGUAAUUCGACACCGAUCGCUAACUUGUAAUCCGGGAGACAGAGGAAGGACACGACGCAAUAUUCCGAUCAAGUGUUUUAGGAGACACACGAGCUGAAUAACAGUUGAGAGUUGAUGACGCAUCGGACUUUUCUCAAGCGGCAGUAAAUAUGGCGCAUCAGACCUUUGAAGAAUGCGCCAUUGGCUAUGAUAAAGGACGUGGAGCACUUUUAUUCAAUAACAAUGACACAGAUUAUAGUGUAGGAGGCUACAAUAAUAGCAAACGAACAAACUAUAAGGAAAAUAAUGACAAUGCUCAUGAAGAUUAUGAAAAUAGAUAUAAUGGCAAACAUAAUAAAUUUGGAGGACGCAACAGACAACAGGAUAGUGAUGGGCCGCGUCAUGGAAACAAUAGAGGAGGUGACAAUGAUCGUAAAUGGCAAAGUAAUCGGCGAAACCAGUAUGAUGACGGUGAAACUGAAGAUAUCGGCUUUAAUGGACACGACAGAUCUAGAAGAGAUAGAGAUGAUAGAGGUGAAAGAGGCGACAAUGGAGGUGGAAGAGAUGGUGGUUAUGGCAGAAAUAGGGAUAACGAUGAUAAUGAUUUUGAAGAUAGGAAACCUAGAAGAGAUAGGGGUGAAAGAGGUGGCAGAGGAGAUGGAAGAGAUGGUGAUUAUGGCAGAAAUAAGGUAGAAAUAGAUAUAAAUAUGAAAAUAGAUAUUAUUAUCAGAAAUAGAUAUUAUCAUCAUAAUGAUAAUGAUAAUAACGAUUUUGAAGAUAGAGGACAUGGACGAAAUGACGAUGAAUCGAAAGAAAAACCAAAAAAGGAAAAGAGUUAUAUCCCAUCAGAACAACCAAAUGAUGAAGGUUGCUUAUUUGGGAAUGAAGUUACAAUGGGAAUAAACUUCAAUAAAUAUGAUGAUAUCGAAGUAAAAGUUACUGGUGAAGGUGCACCGCAUCCAAUACAAUCUUUUGACCAAUCCGGCCUCAGAACUAUUUUGUUGGAGAAUAUUAAAAUGUCGGGUUACACAAAGCCUACUCCAGUUCAAAAGUACGCCAUUCCGAUUAUAAUGAGUGGCCGCGAUGUAAUGGUUUGUGCACAAACAGGCUCGGGCAAAACUGCGGCAUUCGUACUUCCAAUUCUACACUCGCUGUUGCAGAAUCGAAGAAAUUCAAUUAAAACAAAUUUUUCCUGCGAACCAUACGCGAUUAUUGUAUCGCCUACAUGCGUUAUGUCGCAAAUUUAUGACGAAUUCAAGAAAUUUUCUUUGAACUCUAUCAUUCGUAUUGAGGUUAUUUAUAAAGGACCAUCAAUUUUACAGCAAACGAAUAAAGCCAACGGUUGCCACGUUUUAAUCGCAACUCCAGGCAAACUGUUGGAUUUUAUUGAACGAGGCAAUGUUGUACUUUCUUCCUUGCGCUUUUUUGUACUAAAUGAGGCUGACAAAAUGCUUAAAUUAGGUUUUUUGUCUUAUAUUGAAAGAAUAAUACAGCAUAAAACAAUGGUAGCUGCGAAAAAAAAGCAGAUGCUUAUGUUUUCCGCUACUUUCCCGAACAAAAUACAAGAACUUGCUGGUAGAUUUUUACAAAAUUACCUAUUCCUCGAGGUUGGUAUUAUCCGAGGUGCUUGCGCUAAUGUAGAACAGAUCUUUGAGCUAGUAUGUGAUCAUCGCCAUAAGCGAGAAUUGCUCAUAGAACUAAUAGAGAAAAAAAAACAAUUUGGUAAUCUAAAUGGUACUUUAAUAUUUGUUGAACAAAAAAAACAUACGAACUCCAUUGCCGCUUUCUUGACAAAAUACAAUUGUCCCGCUACAAGUAUCCAUGGAUUUAGAUUUUCUCAAAAAGAAAAAGCCCUAUUUGAUUUCAACGAAGGAAAAAUUUUGAUAGUAUCGGCGGUUGCCGCGCGAGGCUUGGAUAUUAAAAAUGUUUCGCACGUAAUUAACUUCGAUUUUCCACGAACGAUCGACGAAUAUGUUCAUAGAAUUGGUAGAGUUGGAAAUUGUGGAAAAGUAACUUCAUUUAUGGAUGUAAAUUCUGACAUGUUUCUCACUCGAGAUUUAAUUAAAAUUUUAAAACAAGCUGAUCAACUAAUCCCUGAUUGGAUGGAAGAUUUCGGCGGUGAAGGAAGCGAAAACUACUUCGUGCCAGGAAAUGACAGAUUUGGCGGGGAAGAUAUCAGAGGCGUAAAAAUGGUUGAAAAACAGCUGGAAGUUGAUGAUGCAUCGGACUCGUCUCUUAAACUUCUCAAAGGUGCUUACGCUGAUGUAGAACAUAAUUUUUAUUGGACGUGUAGUCGGAGCGAUAAGAUAAAACUACUCAAAGAACUAUUUAAACAAAAUCAACUUACAAGUAUGGAGGGUACUUUAAUUUUCGUGGAUAUGAAAUUAGUUGCGGGAUUCGUUGCGUGUGUCUUGUCGGGAAACAUAUAUUCCAGUGCAUAUUUAGUUGAAGACAACUUGGAAAAAGAUAGGAGAAAGUCCUAGCUAAGUUCGAGCAAGGAAAAUUGGCUUUGGUUAUAACGCCGGUUGUCGCGCGAGGCUUGGAUAUUAAAAAUGUUUUGCACGUAAUCAACUUCGAUUUGCCACGAACGAUCAAGGAAUAUGUUAAUAGAAUUGGUAGAGUUGGAAAUCGUGGAAAAGUAACUUCAUUUUUUGAUCCAAAUUUUGACAUGUCUUGCACGGGUGAUAUGAUUAAGAUUUUAAAACAAGCUGAUCAACCAAUACCUGUUUGGUUGGAAUCUGGCGACGGUGGAGGAAGCGGAAACUAGUUCUUGCCAGGAAAUGGCAGAAGAUUUGGCGGGAAAGAUAUCAGAGGCGAUGCAUACGAAGGUGAAUGCGAUGAUGUUGAUUAUGCAUCUCUUACACGAGGAGGACUGGAAGAGCAAUUGUAGAUUAAAUGCUAUUAUUUUUUGUUUACAUUUAAAAAGUAUGACUGAUUCUAUUGGUAGUGAUGUACAAAUUAAAGUUUUUUUUUAUGCCGAAUUGAAUUAAAUGUUUCAUUGAAAUUUUUAAUAAUAAUUGUUUGGUUAAAUUUUAAUGAUUCAAGUCAUACUCGAAUAGUUAACUAUGUUUCUUUAAUGGAUUAUAUGCAAAAGUAUAUGAGCAAUGAUGACAAUUUAUUUUCGUUUCUUAUUUCUUUAAUUGUCAAUAUAUCGUGCUUUUAUCAAAGUUCCUCAUAAUAUGAUAGAAGGAAUGUACGAUGCAUUUGAACUUAUAUUUCUACCUCACAGAUAAAGACUCUAUAGGUUGAAGUAAUUAAGUUUUAAAGUUUAUGAAGCAUUUUUAAUUACAUUUAUUACAUUGUAUAAAACCAAAAGUUAUGUAGUUAUUGAAAAACAAUUUGCCCAGUGACAAUAAUUGUUUUUUCUCUUAAUUCAAAUAUAUUAAUCUUGAUAUAAGUAUAUUAUUGAUAAAUAUAUCGGUCUUAAUGUAAGUAUGUUAUAAAUAAUUCUUUGAUAACGGUAUUAAGUUUCAAAAUACAGAUGGGAUAUAAUUUCGUAAAAUAAAAUUUAUAAUUAAUGA
Solenopsis invicta (red fire ant) is the source of this 4040-nucleotide messenger RNA. RefSeq names its product ATP-dependent RNA helicase vasa. The record is from RefSeq and is a predicted model, not a curated record. Gene Ontology annotation, cellular component: nucleus; P granule. NCBI's taxonomy places the organism in Eukaryota, Metazoa, Arthropoda, Insecta, Hymenoptera, Formicidae. Bases 690 to 3002 code for a protein of 770 amino acids. Gene Ontology annotation, biological process: gamete generation; cell differentiation. Gene Ontology annotation, molecular function: RNA helicase activity; ATP binding; RNA binding. The transcript is spliced from 5 exons.